Molecule: messenger RNA, 2739 nt
Organism: Salarias fasciatus (jewelled blenny)
Lineage: Eukaryota; Metazoa; Chordata; Actinopteri; Blenniiformes; Blenniidae
Gene: gpr143
Product: G protein-coupled receptor 143
Exons: 11
Coding region: 1051-2328 (425 amino acids)
Biological process (GO): regulation of calcium-mediated signaling; G protein-coupled receptor signaling pathway; melanosome organization
Cellular component (GO): plasma membrane; melanosome membrane
Molecular function (GO): L-DOPA receptor activity; L-DOPA binding; L-tyrosine binding
Source: RefSeq, a predicted model, not a curated record
AAGCCUUUCAUUAUUGGAUGAAUAAUUCAACUAAAAGAGUUGGGUUUGGCAUUUUAUAGAGAAUUCAGUGCAGGGAAUGUUUUAAGGCGGCUCGUCUUUCACCGGAUUGAUCAUUCAUCGUGCAUCUUUUGCACAGUGAAGCCAAUAAUAUAAAGACAGCGAUACAAUAUGCUCAUAUUGCAAAGUGCACCAGGUUUCCCGUGCAAAUGUGAGCAUGAUUUCUAUGAAAUAUGAUCAGGAUUUGGCUCUAAAGCUCCUCAUAUCUCAGUGUUUUCCUUCGGCAUGCUGCAUUAAAGCAGCACAGAGUGCAUGGCAGUGUGAAACAAUCAAAGCCAAUUUCAGAAAAUGCUGUUAAAUCUUGCAGAUGAAGGGCAUAUAGUGGUAUAGGUAUGUAAAUCUUUGCAGUCCUGUGUGUAUGUGUGCAUGUGUGUGUGUGUGUGUGGAAGCGGCUCACAUCACCUCCUGGAGAGUCAGUUUAACACUGAGGUCGUGCAGAUUCCUUACAGACACAUUGAGGCUAAUGGGAUGAAUGAAUGAACCCUCUGCCUUCAAGGAGACCACUUAUUAGUCGAGCCACUGAGUAAUGGAGGACCCCCCCUCUACAUCUGUCAUGUGGUGUCUGUGGUCUGACUCUGUCUGGACUCCUUCUGGCCAAAACUAUGUGUCUGUAGAAAACAUAAUAUGAUGCUUUUAAGUGCUUCCACAUGGUAUUUACCCAUUUCUAACUCAAAGAUAUAUUGUGUGUUCAUGUUUUCUCAUAGAAAAGAAAAAUAUAUAGGUGAUGUGGGGAUGUUUUUAUAUGAUGGUACAACAAAUAUGAGUUUCUGUAGUAAAAAAAAAUAUAUCUGUAGAUAAAAUUCACUUGAUCGACCCAAAAAAAGCCUGCAGUAGCUGAGUGAACUCACCUAAUAAGACCUAAACCACUCUCCCACACAACAGCUCUUUGUCGGCUUCUUGCAUUGUGUGGCACACUUUAAGCUCACAACCAGAGGGGGAUUAAAUGGAAGCACAUGAUGAUUCAACCCCGUGAUUUCUCUGAGAAGUUGGGUCAUGGACUCAGUCAUUUCCUCUCCUUUCCUUUUUUCCCCUUCUUCUACUUUCUGCUCCUCUCACUCCCCUCUCUCUUCCCCUCUCUCCUCUUCCUCCUCCUCGGCUGUCCGCGAUGGCGUCCCCGCGCCUGGAGACCUUCUGCUGCCCGAACCGGGACGCGGCCACCGGAUUCUGCCCAAGCGCAAAGGAUACCGGAGGCUGGGACAGUACCCUCUGCCGAGGCCCGCGUCCUCCUCCCGGAUCCUGUUCAUCAUCAGUGUCUGUGACAUUCUGGGCUGUGCAGGUAUCGUGGUCAGGUCGUCCGUGUGGCUGGGCCUGCCAAACAUCGUGGACAGCAUCUCUGUGGCCAACAACACCGACGUCUGGCCAGAGGUCUUCUGCGUGGGCAGUGCAAUGUGGAUCCAGUUGUUUUUCAGCGCUUCCUUUUGGUGGACCUUCUGCUACGCCGUCGACGUCUUCCUGGUGGUUAAGACGUCUGCAGGAAUCAGCACCAUUGUCCUCUACCACAUGAUCACUUGGGGUCUGGCGGUGCUGCUGUGCAUUGAAGGGGUGGCCAUGCUCUACUACCCCUCCAUUUCUGAUUGCGAGCAGGGCCUCCAGCACGCCAUCCCGCACUACGUGACCACAUAUGCCCCCAUGCUGCUCGUCCUCAUCGCCAACCCCAUCUUCUUCAGCCGGACAGUGUCUGCAGUCACCUCGCUGCUGAAGGGACGGCAGGGCAUCUACACCGAGAACGAGAGGCGUCUGGCCAACGAGAUCAAAAUCCGCUUCUUUAAAAUAAUGCUGGUGUUCUUCAUCUGCUGGAUUCCCAACAUCAUCAACGAGGGCCUCCUCUUCUAUCUGGAGAUGCAGGCGGACAUCGACGACGGAGGGUUCAGGGACAUCCGGAACGCAGCCCUCAUCACCUGGUUUAUCAUGGGCAUCCUGAACCCCAUGCAGGCCUUCCUCAACACGCUGGCGUUCCACGGCUGGACGGGCUUCGACGUGGACCUCAGCCUGCGGCGGCGCCGGGAGCUGGCCUGGGACUCCGCCUCCACCUCGGCGCCCAACGCCGGCAGCCACAACCCCGUGGUGGGAACCACCCUGCUCUACCAGAGCCACGUGCAGGCGGCCCAGAAGAGCAUGAUGGGAAACGGGCAGCAUCACUCCGACGCCAUCAGCGUCCUGUCAGAAGGUUCAGAGUCUAGUACAGUUGAAAUCCACAUUUCCAGCGAGCUGCCAGACUAUGAGGACGUAGACGCGGACGGAGAAUCCCUGGAGAACUCAGUGAGGCACUAGCCGGGCCCGUCUUCAGUCCGCCUCUGUCGUCCUGCGCAGCACGGCGCCGCUUCCCCCUCUCUUUUGCUAUAGUUUGUCUCCUUCUGGCCUGUGCUGUCCUGUCCGGGUUCGGCGGAGCAGGUCCCGGUCUUGAUUUCAAGUUUGUCACUCGACAGAACAAACACGAUAUUUUCCAAUCAACAGUUUUACAGUCCGACCUUUAAAAGUACUUGUAGUGCUCGAGGACAGAUUCCUCCAGGCCUCCUCUUUCACUUGGUUGCACUGGAUUUGUAAAAACAAAAAUGCACUUUUGACAUCAAGCUGAAACAGAAUGUAAUAAGCUAGAGUAGCUUUUUUUUCUUUUUUGAACAGUUGUUUAAUUUCCUACCAUCUUUCUUGUAUUUUUGCACACUUGUAUUUUGUGUUAUUAAA